Messenger RNA from Diachasmimorpha longicaudata, 2141 nucleotides. RefSeq lists its product as uncharacterized. Lineage: Eukaryota; Metazoa; Arthropoda; Insecta; Hymenoptera; Braconidae. The coding region runs from base 156 to 1784 and encodes 542 amino acids. The transcript has 7 exons. The record is from RefSeq and is a predicted model, not a curated record.
AGGUAAGAGGGUCCGCGAGCUUAUGAGGUGUAUGGUAACCAUCAAGACAGAACAGUUACCUUUCUGUUUCGAGACUGUGAGGUUCUACAAACCGUGGGUUCUAGUGAUUUUUAGAAGGACUUUUACUGGUGAGAUUGACAAUUCCAUCAAAUAAAAUGGGAGCUACGGUGCUUCUCCCCCUGUGUGCACUGAUAGUCACGACUCAUGGAAUAUCCGAGUCGUGGAAACCAAUAAUUCACACCCCCGUGACAGCCAGUAUUCUCCAACAAGAGGCUGUAGUCUUUUCUGGGGGACAAUCGACUUACAGUCUCGCACCCGUGUCCUCCCAGUUUCUGAGUCAUGAGGAUCAGGACCGAUGUGCUUUGUACAAAAUUAGCAUGCGUCAGCAGCUGUACUUUGAGUACAUUCACUAUAAAUUUGGAAUGCCAGACCUCAAGGAAUUUACCCUCUGUAUGUGGACGAAAUUCACGAAUCAUACUAAUGAUCAUCCUUUGUUCUCCUAUGCAGUUGGGGAUCAGCCACGAGGAAUUUUCGCUUGGAUAGCUAACACCCAAAGGAGUUCCUACUACAUGAUGAACAUAGAUGGACACAAUCUUUAUCGGCUGAACUAUCCCCUUCGCCUGAACAAAUGGUACCACUCGUGCCAGAGCUGGAAUGGUCGCACUGGUGAAUGGCAAAUUUGGGUCAACGAUGAGCGAGUUGGUCGAGGAUUUAACAAUCGGCUCGUUGGGCACGUCAUCAAAGGUGGUGGUAUUGCAAUAUCUGGCCAAGAACAGAGACAGCUUGGCGGUGGUUUUCUCGAGGGUCCAAAUGCUCCUCAAGGUUCUGGUGGUAUGCUUGGUGAACUGACAAUGGUACAGUUAUAUAACGUCGCCCUGACCGCUGGCAAAGCACACAAAGACCACAAGCAUCAUCACGCCCACCACUACGAGCAUGACACAAGCAAUAAUAUACCUUUGUCUACAAGUACUCAAGCGCCAGUUACAGGGCCACCACUGCCAAUGCAUCCCUAUCUCACUGGAGGACAAAUUAAUCAUCAGGUGAAACUAAAUCCGGGAGUGACUCUACAGAUAAUUCAGAAUGGUGUGACCAUUCGUCAUCCGUCUGUACCGGCGCCACCAGUGCCAAUGCCUUUUCCUCCCCCAAAUCCUGACGUAAAGCUUCCUCUUCCUUCGUCUACCCCAUUGCCAUUCUACACACCUAUUUAUGGAACUUCACAGUUCUUCGGAAAACGAUAUCCAACUUUUUCCUCUUCCACUCCACAACCACUGAAUGAGUUUGGUUUUGUGAAUAGUCAGUACGACAUCUUCAGGCGAGAUAAAAAUCUGUUCAAGCGUGACAGUACAAAGGACGAAGACACAGCAAAAAGCGUUGAACAGUUUGAAUCCAAGAAGACCAUUGCCAAAAGACAAACUAGUGAUGAAUUGGAAUCUAAAGAGGAGAGACAAUCGACAGCUGCUAAAGCCCUGAAGAAAAGAGGAUUGGUCCAGUUUUCUGAUGGCUCUAUACUAGAUGACAGCUAUCUUGUAUCACAAAAUCUCAAUAACGAUUAUUUCACUGGUCUGGCUAGUUUCAGCAAUCAAGCACAACAACAACAACAACCAGAUAAAAAUGAAGAGCGCGAACCUGCUGAGGCGGAAGUUAGAAUGGUGAUGGAUGUUUGCGACGGAUGUACAUCAGAUCCCUUUGAAAAGGCACUCGUAAUGGACUGGAGGAGUGUACCUAAGAAAGUAUAUUCUGGAGCACUCUGGAUACCCGCGAUUCCAAUGUGCAAGGGAUUUUAAGAGUUUAUCCUAUUUUUUCAGGAGAUUGAUGCGUUGAAAAAUUUACCGAACAAGAGAGAUUCUAAUUUCUAGUACUUAUUUUUGAGUGCCUCAUGUAAUUAGGCACUCGACAUCUGGCCAUCUCUCCAGGCUUUCAUGUAUCAUUUUUUUAUAUACUUAUUUACAAGAAGACUAACUUGCUAAUCGAGCAAAAUUAGACAACUUCUAUGGUCAGACAGUAUUUUUCACUCAGACACUGAUGCUGAGAUUUUCGCUUGUACAGAAUGCUUAUGACUAAUUGUAAGUUUCAUGUAGAUAUAAGAUAACCUUGUAAGGUAUUGUACAAAUUCAUGAAGUCAAUAAACGUUUGUAUUUGUA